UUAAAAAAAAUACUUAAAUUACCCUCGAAAGCAUCUCCCUCUCUACAAUAUCGCUUUAUCUCUCUCACCGUCUCUCUCCCAAGAACAGACCUCAGAGCUCCAGUGCCUUUAAUGGCAGAACCAGAAGCCAAGCCAGAGCUUAAAGAAAUUGAAGAACACGCGGAACCUCCUCUCGUAUACAAGACGUGGAUUUUGAAAGUCUCGAUCCACUGCGAAGCCUGCAAGAGGAAAGUUAAACGAGUUCUCAAGGACGUUGAAGGAGUUUACGAAACGGAUAUCGAUUGGAGGCAACAGAAAGUAGUUGUGAAAGGUAACGUCGAAUCGGAAACUUUGAUAAAGAAAUUGUUGAAGACAGGGAAGCACGCGGAGCUCUGGCCGGAAAAUUCCGAUUCCAAGGGAAAAAAGAAAGGAAAAUCGAAGAAGAAAGAGAAACAAAGCGACUCUGAAAGCUCCGACGAAAGCAGCGGCCAUGAAGACGAAAAGGAAAAGGUGAAAUUAGAAGUCCAGGACCCGACGAAAAUUGGAGACACCGCCGGGAAAAUCACUGACGACGGCAGUGGUGGCCAAGCGAAGCAGCCUGGUUCUGCUCCGGUAGGCGACGGCCAAACCAGCGGCAGCGGAGGCAAAAAAAAGAAGAAGAAAAAGAAGAAGAAGAGUAGCGGUGGCGGUGGCGGAGGCAAUGCCGGCGGUGAAGCUCCCGGUGAUGCUUCAGCGAUCGGAGCACCGCCGCCCGGUCCAACUCCGGGUCUUCCAGAACCCGGUCCACAACCCCUAACCGGCCCCCUUCCAAUUCUAGCGAACGAGAGCUCUCCACGUCACUUCGUGACUCAAUACGCACCACAUUCCUUUACGCACCCACUUUAUUCUGUGCGGUACAGUACAGCAUACGCUACAUGUUCUCAGCCCCAGCCCGAAUCAUAUUAUGCCACGCCGCAGCAAUAUUCCUAUGCGCACGUGCAUCCUGGAGUACGACACGAGUUUGACAUCCCGCCGUCCGAUUACGAGCCAUAUUCAUCACAGCCGUCCGAUUCUCUCGAGAUAUUCAGCGAUGAAAAUCCAAAUGGGUGCUCAAUCGUGUGAGAGAAUUUUUGUUCGCCCAAAUUACCAUAUUGAACACCGUAGAUGCAAAAUCUCGAACCACUUGUAGAGUAUGUGGAGGGGUAGUUUCGUAAAUCUCUCUUUUGGUAUCAUGGUAUGUUCUGAAUCCUCGAGUCUCUC
Cucurbita pepo subsp. pepo (vegetable marrow) is the source of this 1218-nucleotide messenger RNA. RefSeq names its product Heavy metal transport/detoxification superfamily protein. The record is from RefSeq and is a predicted model, not a curated record. Gene Ontology annotation, molecular function: metal ion binding. Lineage: Eukaryota; Viridiplantae; Streptophyta; Magnoliopsida; Cucurbitales; Cucurbitaceae.